CAUUUCACUACUUUUUUUUUUUUUCUUUCUCUUCUUUCCUCAAAUAUGAGUACCUCAUAAAACUAAACAAGCCAACCCCAUAUUUCAUUUCAGUACUCAAUUAUAAAUUCUUUAAUUAAUCAGCUCAAAAUUACUCAAGGAAACAAAUAAAGUUUGAAUCUUUAUCGUGUUUCUUGAUUUCUUAUGGCAAACCCAUCUGCAAAUAACACUAACGGCAAUGGUUCUGCUGCCACCGCGGCCAACGGUGGUAGCUCUGCCGUGCCGGAGAAUUCCCCGACGGGUCCUUCUGAACGUGCUUUAAAACACCCCAUUGGUCUCUCUUUUGAGUGGACUCGUGAUGAACAGUCUUUGCUUGAAGAAUUGCUCACCAAAUAUGCCUCAGAUAAGCCGGUAAUGCGUUUUGCAAAAAUUGCAGAGCAGUUGCAAGACAAAACAGUAAGGGAUGUGGCACUACGUACUAGAUGGAUGACUAUUGCCUUCCAAAUAUUGAACUUUACGGAAUUCGUGUGGAUAGUACUAGGGGUGCUUGGAUAUUCAUUUAAGAUAACUGGGAAAAAGGAAAAUGGUAAGCGAAGGAAAGACAAUAGUAAUUCAUCCAGGAGGCAUAAAGAUAAAAAGGAAAAAGUUGCCGAUCAACAGGCGAAACCAUCUUCGAAUACUGCAAAUCGUUCCAAUGGUCCUCAAUACGCUCAACCAUCGACCUCCAUCGACAGUGAUGAUGGUAUUUCUUACAAAGAUAUUGGUGGUGCAUCAGGUCAGCUUCUUGAACAGAAUGCCCAGGCCUUGGAUCAAAUUUUGGCAAAUUUUUCUACUUUCAAGGUGCAGGAGAACAUCCAUCUUUUUUCUCAAACAAGAAAUAACAUUCUUGCAAUCAUGAAUGACUUAACUGACAUGCCGGAAAUGAUGAAGCAGAUGCCGCCUCUACCCGUGAAGCUUAACGACGAGCUCGCCAGUUCUAUACUUCCCUAGUUGUCUAUACGAAUGAAUUUCGAAUCUUUCCUUUUCACAUAUAAACGAAUAAACCUUUUUCCAUCCAGAUAGAGCUAUAUCGAUCGUGGUUUAGGUUCUUCUAGAUAACCUGGAAGCAGCAGAUCACCCUAUGAUGAAUCAUGCCGUGUUGGUACUUGGUAGAGUACAUGUUAGUUUGCUUUUCAGUUUUACUGUGUUUCUUUUCUUUUGGGUUAAGUCUGAGAUUGUAAAUAUGUGUUUAGGUCUGUUGGUUAGUCCUUGUAAAUAUGACAAGUUGAGUUAAUUCAAGAUUUGUUAUGGUGCAA
This is a messenger RNA of Erigeron canadensis, 1274 nucleotides long. RefSeq lists its product as uncharacterized. The record is from RefSeq and is a predicted model, not a curated record. Bases 184 to 969 code for a protein of 261 amino acids. NCBI's taxonomy places the organism in Eukaryota, Viridiplantae, Streptophyta, Magnoliopsida, Asterales, Asteraceae. The transcript has 8 exons.